AUGCCGUACCGGCUCGUCUUCGUGAAGCCGUCGUCCAAUUUGACUAAUCCCUGUUCGCAAGCACGGGGCUUGCAGGACUUUGAUCAGGCCCGCCCACGCCGCAUCACGCGCCGAUGGAUGGGCAUGGCCAGGGAUUACAUUAGCAAGGCUGGCUUCUUGUGCACAGGGAGAUGUCCAGCACUUUAUAUACCUAGUACGUUCCAACAUGUGGGCCAUGUUCAGAUCAUGCAAGGUGUUGCCCCAUGGACGUUGAAACACGCAACAACCCUGGGCACAUCAGGGUUCGGAUCUCAUACCCGAGACCACUACUUGAGCCAGCCGGGACCGCUGGGUGGGAGACUUCCUCGGGUUCGCCAUCCGAGUGAUAAAUCAAGGCUCGUCAAUCUUCACAUUCGCGCUGCUAUCGUCUAUGCAUUCAUGGAGUCGAUGCUCUCAUAUCAAUGCAUUCCGCGGCUCAGCUCUCGGGAUGAAGGGACAGCCAUCAUCCCAUCCAUGAUUUCGGCCGCUGCUGUUCCAGUGUCCGUCCAAGUGCUCCAAAAUUGA
Dissoconium aciculare CBS 342.82 is the source of this 543-nucleotide messenger RNA. RefSeq lists its product as uncharacterized. The record is from RefSeq and is a predicted model, not a curated record. The transcript has a single exon. Bases 1 to 543 code for a protein of 180 amino acids. NCBI's taxonomy places the organism in Eukaryota, Fungi, Ascomycota, Dothideomycetes, Mycosphaerellales, Dissoconiaceae.